UGGGGUGGGGCGGGCAGCCCGGGCUUGAUUAGGUAGGAGGCCGUGGAGCGCCGGCGGCGGCCGGAAGUAGCCGAAGCAAGCGGCGGAAGUAGCCGAAGCGGCCGGAGCGGGCGCGCGGCAAGGCGAGGCGAGAGCUCCACAGGGCCCUACGCGGCCGCCUCAGCAUGUCGGACUUCGACGAGUUCGAGCGGCAGCUCAACGAGAAUAAGCAAGGGAGGAAGUACAGAGGCAGGUUUUCAGCUCAUUCAGAGAUGGUGUUAGAGAUGGGGAAAGGCAGGGAAAGUUGCUUUCCAAACGUCCUUCUGCCGGGUCCCACACCUGAUGAGCGUGACAAGGAGAACCGGCACCGGAAGCGCAGCCACAGCCGCUCUCGAAGCCGGGACCGCAAGCGCCGCAGCCGCAGCCGGGACCGGCGCAACCGGGACCAGCGCAGCGCCUCCCGGGACAGGCGGCGCCGAAGCAAACCUUUGACCAGAGGCGCUAAAGAGGAGCACGGUGGAUUGAUUCGUUCCCCCCGCCACGAGAAGAAGAAGAAGGUCCGUAAAUAUUGGGACGUGCCACCGCCCGGCUUCGAGCACAUCACCCCCAUGCAGUACAAGGCCAUGCAAGCUGCCGGUCAGAUUCCAGCCACCGCCCUUCUCCCCACCAUGACCCCCGACGGUCUGGCUGUGACCCCGACACCGGUGCCCGUGGUCGGUAGCCAGAUGACCAGACAGGCCCGGCGCCUCUAUGUGGGCAACAUCCCCUUCGGCAUCACUGAGGAGGCCAUGAUGGAUUUCUUCAACGCCCAGAUGCGCCUGGGGGGGCUGACGCAGGCCCCCGGCAAUCCCGUCUUGGCAGUGCAGAUUAACCAGGACAAGAACUUUGCCUUCUUAGAGUUCCGCUCAGUGGACGAGACCACGCAGGCCAUGGCCUUUGAUGGCAUCAUCUUCCAGGGCCAGUCGCUGAAGAUCCGCAGGCCUCACGACUACCAGCCCCUGCCUGGCAUGUCAGAGAAUCCCUCUGUCUAUGUGCCUGGAGUCGUGUCCACUGUGGUCCCGGACUCUGCCCACAAGCUGUUCAUUGGGGGCUUACCCAACUACCUGAAUGACGACCAGGUAGACCCUUCGUCUCUUCCCGCCCCUCCCCCGUCACAGCCUUCGUCCAUACUCUCAUGGCGUCUUGGCCUGCCGCAGGUAAAAGAGCUGCUGACAUCGUUUGGGCCUCUCAAGGCCUUCAACCUGGUCAAGGACAGUGCCACAGGGCUCUCCAAGGGCUACGCCUUCUGUGAGUACGUGGACAUCAACGUCACAGACCAGGCCAUUGCGGGGCUGAACGGGAUGCAGCUGGGGGAUAAGAAGCUGCUUGUCCAGAGGGCAAGCGUGGGAGCCAAGAAUGCCACGCUGGUGAGCCCCCCGAGUACCAUCAACCAGACCCCCGUGACCUUGCAAGUGCCUGGCCUGAUGAGCUCCCAGGUGCAGAUGGGUGGUCACCCGACUGAGGUCCUGUGCCUCAUGAACAUGGUCCUGCCUGAGGAGCUGCUGGACGAUGAGGAGUACGAGGAGAUCGUGGAGGACGUGCGUGACGAAUGCAGCAAGUACGGGCUCGUCAAGUCCAUCGAGAUCCCCCGCCCCGUGGACGGCGUGGAGGUGCCCGGCUGUGGAAAGAUCUUCGUGGAGUUCACCUCUGUGUUUGACUGCCAGAAAGCCAUGCAGGGCCUGACGGGUCGCAAGUUCGCCAACAGAGUGGUUGUCACAAAAUACUGUGACCCCGACUCUUACCACCGCCGGGACUUCUGGUAGAGGCGGCGGGGGAGGGCAGGGGCAGGGCUGGCUGGGGCUUCUCCCCCUCCAGCUCCCCCUCUUUUCCCCCUCUGAAGACGAUGGGCAGAGGAGUGACAGCCGAAUGACAGCCGGCAGCAACUGGAAUGGCACCGAUUAAGGGUG
Messenger RNA from Lagenorhynchus albirostris (white-beaked dolphin), 1925 nucleotides. RefSeq names its product U2 small nuclear RNA auxiliary factor 2 (gene U2AF2). The coding region runs from base 165 to 1781 and encodes 538 amino acids. Gene Ontology annotation, cellular component: nucleus; nuclear speck; U2-type prespliceosome. NCBI's taxonomy places the organism in Eukaryota, Metazoa, Chordata, Mammalia, Artiodactyla, Delphinidae. The transcript has 12 exons. The record is from RefSeq and is a predicted model, not a curated record. Gene Ontology annotation, molecular function: pre-mRNA 3'-splice site binding; poly-pyrimidine tract binding. Gene Ontology annotation, biological process: mRNA processing.